This is a messenger RNA of Triplophysa rosa, 1903 nucleotides long. It is a transcript of the gene aktip, whose product is annotated as akt interacting protein. The coding region runs from base 224 to 1105 and encodes 293 amino acids. The record is from RefSeq and is a predicted model, not a curated record. The transcript is spliced from 10 exons. NCBI's taxonomy places the organism in Eukaryota, Metazoa, Chordata, Actinopteri, Cypriniformes, Nemacheilidae.
UUGGAGUGUGUUCGGUAUUUGUGUGAGAUUAUUCAGAUAGCGGUGUCGUCGGCUGUUGAAAUGAACUUGUAUAGAGAAAAUCUAAUCUAAAUUCAAAUAUUUCACAUGCGAAUGAGUUGUUCUCUGACAUGUCUUCAUCCAGGUCAAAUUGUUUGACUCGGUGAAUACUUCGGAUGCCACUAAAAAGUGAACAAGCAUACACCCAUCGAGAGCUCAAUGAGUAAUGAACACAUUCUGGAGCAUGUCUUCAAACGUUGGUCUUAAGAGAUCAGACAGUGAGGAGCAGGGUGGUCAGGGGGAACAGAGAGCCAGUCCAGCUCGUCCUCCAUUUGGUAAGAAGCAACUUCCCUCCAUCCCAAAGAAUGCAGUCCCCAUCACUAAAGCUGCCUCACCGGCCACUUCUGCACAGUCAGCCAAUGGCACCCAUGCCUCAUAUGGGCCUUUCUACCUGGAGUACUCGUUGCUUGCCGAAUUCACAUUGGUGAUCAAGCAAAAGCUCCCUGGCAUCUAUGUACAGCCCUCAUACAGAUCAGCAUUAAUGUGGUUUGGAGUGAUUUUCAUUCGACAUGGCUUGUACCAAGAUGGUGUGUUUAAGUUUACCGUGUACAUUCCUGAUAACUACCCGGAUGGAGACUGUCCAAGAGUUGUGUUCGACACCCCUGUUUUCCACCCACUAGUGGACCCAGACUCUGGUGAGCUGGACGUGAAGAGAGCUUUCACCAAAUGGAGGCGAAACCACAACCAUAUCUGGCAGGUCCUUAUGUAUGCACGCACAAUCUUCUACAAGAUCAACACCAUGGACCCACUCAACCCAGAGGCUGCAGUGCUGUAUGACAGAGACAUCCAGCUUUUUAAACGCAAGGUGAUAGACAGUGUCAAGCUAUGCAACAGUCACUUGUUUGACCAGCCCAAGAUGGAUGAUCCUUAUGCAAUAAGCUUUUCCCCAUGGAAUCCAGCAGUACAUGAAGAAGCAAAAGAGAAAAUGUUUGCACAUAAAAGACUGCCGGAAGAUUACAACAAAGGCUUGCAGGUGUCUGGACUGUCUUGGGUGAAACCUGGCUCCACCCAGCCUUUCAGCAAAGAAGACAGCCCCCUUCAGACAUGAACCUUCAGUACUUGGGACUGUCCACCAGGAGGGUGCAACGGAGAGACAAGAAUAAAAUUCUCAUGAAGUUCUAUGAACUUCAACGUGCUCAGCUUUAAAUCAUUUUAAACUGCUUCAAUAACAUACAAACUUUCCCAUUGUAGAUCGAAAGACCCAUUUGUUUCGAUGCUUUGGCUUGAACAUGCCAAUGGCACAGAGCUUGUUCUUGUCAAUACUGUUACUUGCACAUGUUAAUGCUUUCAGGCACAACAAACCACCUCACUUGUUUGUGUAGGUCAUGCUCUCCUAAAUGGUGAAUUUAUUUUAUAGCAAAUCAUUUGACAACGUUAAUACAUAUUUUCUUUCCCCACAAAUUUUGUUAAGUUUCAAUUUUAAAUGUGCAUUCUCAAACUGGGACAGGUGAUUUUGGUUUUUGUGUGUAAAUAUUGCCUUUAAUCUGGUGUAAUAAAAAACCUGUGUAUGUACUGUAAUUGUUUUAAUGUAAAAUGCAAAGCAGGGCGUAUAUUAUUCAUUAAGACACUUAAGUUAAUCCUUAUUUGUUCAAACAUGUAUUUCACUUUGAAUGUGUCAUAAUUGCUUCAUCGGAAGAGUUUGAUGUGUAAAUAGUGGAGCAAUUUGAGCAACGAAUGGUCUCUAGUGAUGAAUCCACUCCAGUUUAUUUAUGUAGAAAUGUACAAUGUUAUGAUUUUUUUGUGGUUUUACAAUAUCCAUUUUUCUUUAUUUUGAGCAUUUUAUGCAGGACUAUAAGAAUUCUUUUUAAUCUGUUGCAGACAAAUAAAUGCAUAAACUAAAACUUGA